Molecule: messenger RNA, 1489 nt
Organism: Parus major (Great Tit)
Lineage: Eukaryota; Metazoa; Chordata; Aves; Passeriformes; Paridae
Gene: IL6
Product: interleukin 6
Exons: 4
Coding region: 35-742 (235 amino acids)
Biological process (GO): positive regulation of cell population proliferation; T-helper 17 cell lineage commitment; immune response
Cellular component (GO): extracellular region
Molecular function (GO): interleukin-6 receptor binding; growth factor activity; cytokine activity
Source: RefSeq, a predicted model, not a curated record
GGGGCCGGGGCCGGAGCAGAGAAGAAGCCGCACCAUGAAGUUUUCCCGGGACUGUGGCUGCGACCGUGCCCGCCCCGGCCGCCGCCGGCCGCCCGCCCUCGGCGCCGCGCUGCUGCUGCCGCUGCUGCUGGUGCUGCUGGUGCCGCGGGCCGCCGCCGCCCCGCUGCCCAACGCAGACUCCUCGGGGGACGCCGAGCUGGAGGAGGUGGCGAAGCGGCGGGCGGCGCUGCCCGGCAGCCUGGAGCAGGCGCGGCUGCUGCACGCCCGGGCGGCAGAGCUGCGGGACGAGAUGUGCGAGAAGUUUACCGUCUGCCAGAACAGCAUGGAAAUGCUCCUCCACAACAACCUCAACCUCCCCAAGGUGACGGAGGAAGAUGGGUGUCUGCUCGCCGGCUUUAAUGAGGAUAAAUGCUUGAGAAAAAUCUCCAGUGGGCUUUAUACAUUUCAGAUAUACCUCAAAUACAUACAAGAAACUUUUAUUAGUGAAAACCAAAAUGUUGAAUCGCUAUCCCAUACUACAGGGCACCUGGCACGUACCCUAAGAGAGAUGCUGAUCAAUCCCAAAGAAGUGAUCAUCCCCGAUGCAGCUACCCAGGAAUCCCUCCACACAAAGCUCAAGUCCAUUAAGGCCUGGACAGAGAAAAUCACCAUCCAUCUCAUCCUCCGAGAUUUUACUUCAUUUAUGGAGAAGACAGUGAGGGCCGUGCGCUAUUUGAAAAACACCAGGAGUUUCAGUGUUUGAAUGUUUUAGUUCAGGCACAAUCCUUUUGUUACAAAUCUGUCAGGUGGCAGAUAACAGUGUUGUUCUGUUUUAAGAACUAAAAAUAGUAACAGUGGUUUGCAUCUACAUACAUUCCCAUUUCCUUCUAGGAACUUAUUUAUUGUAUUUAAAAUAUUUAUUAGUUUCUAAUAUUUCUUAUUUAUAUUUUUAAUAUUUAGAAAUAAUUUAAAUUAUGUAUUUUAUUUCCUUUCUAAUGGUACUAUUCAGAUACGCUUAUUUAAUAUGUAUUCAUAAAAAAUUCAGAACCCAGAAAAAUUGUUGUUUAACUUAUGUUUUUAUACAUUUAAGAGAUGGUAUUUAUGACCUUUUUAUAUUUUUUAGGACAAAUAAAAGCAAAUUUCUAUAAAAAGCUUGUAUAAUCUCUUUGAACUUUAAAUAAGACUAAAGCACUCUAAUAUAUCCAGGUUUUAAUACCUGUAAUUAUCAGAAUAACCACUGUCAAGAACUUCUCUGUAUAAUUAGGCCAGUUCUCUACAUAGCACAUAUGUACACACAUACAGACAAUUUGGUUACCAUAUAAGUCUUAAAAUGGGAUAUGAAGGAACCAGAUUGCACUAAAAACGGCACUUAAGAAUGAACAAGAUAAACCAUCAAUGAUCCUGAGAAACAAAUGGACAAGUGCCUUAUAGUUAAUAAGGAGCACCCAAUAAAAUUGUUUGUAAGGAUCUUUUUACAAGUUAUAUAGUCUCUCUUAAACAAAUAAAGUGG